AAAAGUCCAGUGGAUAAUACUCUGCAGUUUAGCAGAGAAAUGAAAAUGGCGCUAAUUCUCCACCCUUCAUCUUCCUCUUGUAUCACCAAGAAAUAUCAUCCUCAACAUCAUCUUCUUCUUCAUCUUCACAGAGCUAGACCCGCACAUUUCUGUAUCAAAUCUCAAGAAUCUUCUUCAACGAAACCCACAGAUGAGGUUUCCUCUUCCACAGCGGGUCCGCAGCCGAAGAAGGGCGAGUCCGCAGGCAUGGGAUUCGGGUCCUCAAUUUCCACGCAACCUAGUUCUUCUGCCCCAGUGACCUCCAAAAAGAAGAAGCAGAAGGGGAAGGGAGAGAGGGCGUCUGUUAUUCGGCGAGCCCCAAUUCAGAAACCCGAUUUUGCUUCCCAGCAGGACGCUGUUAAGGCCGAGGAGGUCAAGAGAAAUGAGAGUGCUUUUCUUCUUGCUUGGUUGGGUCUCGGUGGAAUAAUUCUUGUAGAGGGCAUUGUUCUUGCAUCCUCAGGCUUUCUACCAGAAGAAUGGGAUAACUUCUUCGUGAAGUAUCUUUACCCGUCUUUCACUCCUACUGUGGGUUUGUUUGUAGCCGGAACAGUUGCAUAUGGUGUGUUGAAGUACCUGGAGAACGAGAAAUUAAGGAAUGAAAAGUGAUCCUUCUCUAAUUUUAGCAACAACUCCAUUCAGUUUGAUCUGGCUCGACUCGAAGUGCAAUUACAAGAUGGGAAGAUAAUCGUUUUUUUUUUUAUCCACAAUGUCGAAGAGCCUGAAAGGUUAAUGGAGGUAAAACUUUUUGUACAUUUGUAUUUAAGUGGCUCGAUGUUUAGUUCUUGGUAUACUCGAGGAAGAUGCGGUUGAUGAGAUUUAACUUUGGAAUCCCAACUCCUUGUGCAUCUUGAAUGCAUUUGAGGGGAAAAUAUGGCAUAUUGAAUGGUUUGCUAUCAACUUUUCCUGCAAUGUUGUUCCACCUUAACUCACCCUUAGUUUAUUACUGACAACCAUAAAUUCUGUGUAGCAAGAAAGAUGAACUGCCUCUUUACUAUGAUGAUAAGGCUAUCAUUCCUUGA
Messenger RNA from Ipomoea triloba (trilobed morning glory), 1058 nucleotides. RefSeq names its product protein LOW PSII ACCUMULATION 2, chloroplastic. The record is from RefSeq and is a predicted model, not a curated record. Gene Ontology annotation, cellular component: chloroplast. The coding region runs from base 40 to 645 and encodes 201 amino acids. The transcript has 2 exons. NCBI's taxonomy places the organism in Eukaryota, Viridiplantae, Streptophyta, Magnoliopsida, Solanales, Convolvulaceae.